CACCAGACUCGAUUUCACAACUCAAAUGUAAUUCGUCAUGUUGGGUCUUUACCUCGACCCCUUAUUCUCAAGCAUUCGUCAAUCACCGUGCGUCACUUUGCCGUCUAUUCAGACCCUCCAUUAUUUGUUACAGCACCGCUCUUUUACGUUAAUUCAAAACCACAUCUCGGUCACGCCUUCACUUUGUGCUUCGCAGAUGCUUGGAAUCGUUACUUAUUACUUCGCAAACGCCCAAAAAUUAUGGCGUUCGAUCUUUAUGAUACGGACCUACUGGGCCAAAUUAGUCUCGACUCUUGUUCUCCCUUCGUCUUAUCGACCGGUUCAGACGAACAUGGCACAAAGGUAUUUACAUAUUUUUACGUCUAACUAG
Protopolystoma xenopodis is the source of this 370-nucleotide messenger RNA. The record is from the annotation of a GenBank genome assembly. NCBI's taxonomy places the organism in Eukaryota, Metazoa, Platyhelminthes, Monogenea, Polystomatidea, Polystomatidae.